GGCAUCUCUAGGUAAUUGAUGCCAAAAGCUACCGAACCCUGUCUGUGCCUCACUAUAUAUAAAUGCAUGAUCUCACGCUUUUGGUGCGCCCUCGUGUUCUCCUUUCGUAAACCACACUCGCCUUGACGUCCUAGCUCUGAUUCUCUUCGAUUCGGGGUUAAGAUGACUUCUGUCGGAGUUCCCUCCCAAUCCAUGGUCAAAGCCCCUCUGCAAAACCGAUUAACCAGCAGUUUUGUAAGAAGCCCAUCAUCUCUGGGGUCUGUACGGAGCAUCUCGAAGUCUUUUGGCUUGAAAUGUUCCUCCAACUUCAAAGCAUCAAUGGCUGUUGUGCACAAGGUUAAACUGGUUGGACCAGAAGGUGAAGUGACUGAGUUUGAUGCCCCUGAUGACACCUACAUCCUUGAUUCGGCUGAGAAUGCAGGCAUUGACUUGCCGUAUUCUUGCAGGGCUGGGGCUUGCUCUACCUGUGCUGGGAAGUUGGAAUUAGGAGAAGUUGACCAAUCUGAUGGUUCCUUCCUGGAUGAGGACCAAAUGGGCAAGGGUUAUGUGCUGACUUGCAUUGCAUAUCCUCAAUCAGACGUCGUGAUUCACACCCACAAAGAGUCUGAACUCUACUGAGUUGGUGGUGUUCUCAGCAAUUUCUGAAUUUUGUUCUCUCUAGAAUUGUCAUAAGUUACUGUUAAUGAUAUUAGAGCCUCCCCUUGGACUUGUGGGGUUCUUACUGAUAUUGUUUGUUGGAUUGUCGACUCAUUAAGACAAGGCUGUUGCGUGUGUUGCUUAGCUUGUUAAUCAAAUUUUUGUGAAAAGUCAGAUUCUUGCAAGA
Messenger RNA from Tripterygium wilfordii, 823 nucleotides. Its product is annotated as ferredoxin, root R-B1. Bases 163 to 618 code for a protein of 151 amino acids. NCBI's taxonomy places the organism in Eukaryota, Viridiplantae, Streptophyta, Magnoliopsida, Celastrales, Celastraceae. Gene Ontology annotation, cellular component: plastid. Gene Ontology annotation, molecular function: electron transfer activity; 2 iron, 2 sulfur cluster binding. Gene Ontology annotation, biological process: electron transport chain. The transcript is spliced from 2 exons. The record is from RefSeq and is a predicted model, not a curated record.